Messenger RNA from Cokeromyces recurvatus, 744 nucleotides. RefSeq lists its product as uncharacterized. The record is from RefSeq and is a predicted model, not a curated record. Lineage: Eukaryota; Fungi; Mucoromycota; Mucoromycetes; Mucorales; Mucoraceae. The transcript is spliced from 7 exons. The annotation marks the transcript as partial.
GAAAGAGCAAUAGGAUUAAGUUAUGUUUUGAUUUGGUUAAUUUAUAGAAUACAUACAACAGAAGGAUUUGAAUGUUUACAUUUCUCAAAAUUCAAAAAAGGGGAAUUAAAAAAUAUUAUAUCUUGUAAAAUUAAAUAUGAAGAAGGCUUCGUUCAAUUAUUGGGUCAUAUUGUAACAAAACCUGAAUCUUUGUGGACAGAAGCAGACAGAGUAUUAGUUAAUCCAACAGACUAUAGCUUAUGCAUUGGAUUCUCUUUACAAAUUGGAACUUUAUUUUUAUUACAAUGCUUUUGGAAAUAUCUUGCUAAAUUUGUAGCAAGAGCAAAAUUUAUGAGUAGUAGAGAAUUCAAGUUUUAUGUCAUAAUAGAUAUUUAUAAUUUUACUUUUAAAGAAAUCAUGCCUCAAUUAGUGUAUGAAAUGUUGGUCAUUUCACUCUUGGGUGGCGUUUCUCAUUUUAGAUUUAAAAAGUUACUAAGAAAUAGCAAAGAUCAAAAUGAUUUACAAUUUAUUACAACUAAAAUUCAAUACUUUCAAGAUCUGAACUUGAUUCUUUCUGUCACUUUAUUUAUCUUUUCUUGUUGCUUUAUCAUCAUUAGUGCAGACGGUUUAACAAAUAUGAAAACGAUGAAUCGAAACAAGUUCCUUUCAGAUUUAUUUAUUUGUAACAUUAACAGUUUAUGUAUUGUCAUUUGGAUUAUUGUCAUAUUAAUAUUUCAUCCAGCAAAGCAUAGUACGAGGAAAUGA